Molecule: messenger RNA, 2004 nt
Organism: Plasmodium reichenowi
Lineage: Eukaryota; Apicomplexa; Aconoidasida; Haemosporida; Plasmodiidae
Product: subtilisin-like protease 1
Exons: 1
Coding region: 1-2004 (667 amino acids)
Biological process (GO): proteolysis
Molecular function (GO): serine-type endopeptidase activity
Source: RefSeq, a predicted model, not a curated record
AUGAUGGUCAAUAAAAAAGUUGUUGCUUUGUGCACACUUGCCUUACAUUUUUUUUCUAUAUUUCUAUGUCUGGGAAAGGAAGUAAGGUCUGAAGAAAAUAAGAAAAUACAAGAUGAUGCUGAAAAGAUCGUUAGCGAAUUACGAUUCCUAGAAAAAGUAGAAGAGGUUAUUGAAAAGAGUAACAUAGGAGGGAAUGAGGUAGAUGCAGAUGAAAAUUCAUUUAAUCCAGAUACUGAGGUUCCCAUAGAAGAGAUAGAAGAAAUAAAAAUGAGGGAACUGAAAGAUAUAAAGGAAGAACAAAAUAAAAAUGAUAACCAUCAUAAUAAUAAUAGUAGUAGUAGUAGUAGUAGUAGUAGCAGUAGUAGUAAUAGGUUUAGUGAAGAAAAAGAAGAAGUAUCUAAAAAAAAAAAAAAGUUAAGACUUAUAGUAAGCGAGAAUCAUGCAACUACGCCUUCGUUUUUCCAAGAAUCCCUUUUAGAACCUGAUGUUUUAUCCUUUUUAGAGAGUAAAGGAAAUUUGUCCAACUUGAAGAAUAUCAAUUCUAUGAUUAUAGAACUAAAAGAAGAUACAACAGAUGAUCAGUUAAUAUCUUAUAUUAAAAUUCUUGAGGAGAAAGGAGCUUUGAUUGAAUCAGAUAAAUUAGUGAGUGGUGAUAAUAUUGAUAUAAGUGGUAUAAAGGAUGCUAUAAGAAGAGGUGAAGAAAAUAUUGAUGUUAAUGAUUAUAAAAGUAUGUUAGAAGUCGAAAAUGAUGCUGAAGAUUAUGAUAAAAUGUUUGGUAUGUUUAAUGAAUCACAUGCUGUAACAUCGAAAAGGAAACGACAUACAACAAAUGAUUAUUUAUAUGAUGAUGAUAAUAAUAAUAAUAAUAAUUAUAGUCAUAGUAGUAGUCUUAGUAGUAGUCGUAGUAACCCAGGUAAAUAUCAUUUCAAUGAUGAAUUUCGUAAUUUGCAAUGGGGUUUAGAUUUAUCCAGAUUAGAUGAAACACAAGAAUUAAUUAACGAGCAUCAAGUGAUGAGUACUCGUAUAUGUGUUAUAGAUAGUGGUAUUGAUUAUAAUCAUCCAGAUUUAAAAGAUAAUAUUGAAUUAAAUUUAAAAGAGUUACAUGGAAGGAAAGGUUUUGAUGAUGAUAAUAAUGGUAUAGUUGAUGAUAUAUAUGGUGCUAAUUUUGUAAAUAAUUCAGGAAACCCGAUGGAUGAUAAUUAUCAUGGUACUCAUGUUUCAGGUAUUAUAUCUGCCAUAGGAAAUAACAAUAUAGGUGUUGUAGGUGUUGAUGUAAAUUCAAAAUUAAUUAUUUGUAAAGCAUUAGAUGAACAUAAAUUAGGAAGAUUAGGAGAUAUGUUCAAAUGUUUAGAUUAUUGUAUAAGUAGAAAUGCACAUAUGAUAAAUGGGAGUUUUUCGUUUGAUGAAUAUAGUGGUAUUUUUAAUUCUUCUGUAGAAUAUUUAAAAAAAAAAGGUAUUCUCUUUUUUGUAUCGGCAAGUAAUUGUAGUCAUCCUAAAUCAUCAAAACCAGAUAUUAAAAAAUGUGAUUUAUCUAUAAAUGCAAAAUAUCCCCCUAUCUUAUCUACAAUUUAUGAUAAUAUUAUAUCUGUUGCUAAUUUAAAAAAGGAUGAUAAUAAUAAUAAUAAUAAUAAUAAUAAUUAUUCAUUAUCCAUUAAUUCUUUUUAUAGUAAUAAAUAUUGUCAACUAGCUGCACCAGGAACUAAUAUAUAUUCUACUGCUCCACAUAAUUCAUAUCGAAAAUUAAAUGGUACAUCUAUGGCUGCUCCACAUGUAGCUGCAAUAGCAUCACUCAUAUUUUCUAUUAAUCCUGACUUAUCAUAUAAAAAAGUUAUACAAAUAUUAAAAGAUUCUAUUGUAUAUCUCCCUUCCUUAAAAAAUAUGGUUGCAUGGGCAGGAUAUGCAGAUAUAAAUAAGGCAGUCCAUUUAGCCAUAAAAUCAAAAAAACCAUAUAUCCAUUCUAAUAUAUCUAACAAGUGGAAAAAAAAAAGUAGAUAUUUGCAUUAA